UGGGAAAAAAGUGCGAGCGAAACGGCAUCGAAGCUGGCUUUUCCUCCAUCACCAUGAACAACCCAUAAUUAUAGGCGGUAAACGAUAAGCAACGGCAAUGGCACAGAGGAAUCGUUCACAAGGACACGGCCCAGCUCUCACACAGCGAGAGCGGAAGCUGAGAAAGGCGCCACGGGCUGAAGAUGCUGUUCCAGAGGAGCCAGAAGGACACGUUGAGCCGAAGCCAGCAGAUGCUGCCUCUUCACAGGCAGAGCUCUUCCCCCAGGAGAGGCUCCUCAUCUGGUUAUCAGGCUUUGUGAAGAACCACUUCACCACUGACAAGUUCAUCCAGCUGUCUGUGCUGGCGUUCUCGGCACAGCAAGCGUACCUGUACCACGAUGACUCGUACCAGUCCGCUGAGGACGUGAACCUGUUGAUAUCAACAGCAUGUGGCGUCGUGGCUCUACUAGCCGGCGUGGUCAUUGCCUUCCGCGUGAAGUCUCAGAUGAACAGAGACACAGACCCUUGGGACGCCAUGCCGCCAUGGAACACGAUCUACCUGGUGUUUCUGCCCUUGAUGAUCCCCUACGUGUUGAAGAGAGAGCUGAUGCUGUACAACUCAGCCUUCAUGACGUCGGUUCUGGAGCUGCCAGCCUUUGCCAAGUUCGUCAUCCAGUGCUCUCUGAUAGGCUCAAACACCCAGCAUCCUGAUGUGAUGGCGAACGCAAAGGUUGUGGCUUUGAACCUGGCGGCUCAUUACAUUCUGGGCAGAAUCUCGGAGUUCAGGUCGCUGGACAAGAUUGAAGUCACGCUCUUCGCCACACUCAUAACUGAUCUAUUCCUUAUUGAGUCAGAGGAGCUGUACGUGAUUGUCCUACAGAGACUGUUCAUCGCCUACGCGCUGGGCCUGGGCUCAGUGUACGGGAUCGUCCAGCUGUGGAAGGAGAACACUCUGGCGAGAAGCGUGCUCGUGCUGGCCGUAUGGGGAACAGUGUUUGUAGCCUCGUCGCUACUUCUUCUUGAGCCCGUGUUCAACGCCAAUGCACUAUACUGGCUUGUGGAUUACAUUCAGAUGUCCCAGACCAGGUGCUACAUUGUUGGUGUCUGGAGCACUUCGUUGUUGCUGCUGAUUCCAACGGUGUUCAACUACAAGAUCAAGCUGUCUCAGAACUCACGUCGCAAGAUCUGGCACUUCCUUGUUCUGGUGUUGAUUGCACCAUUUUUACACAUGGAUCCUGAUUUUGUCAAGCUGGCCCUCGCUGGUACCGUUAUCCUCUUUCUGAUUGUUGAGAUGGUGAGAUACUUGAAGCUGAAACCGUUUGGCGAAGUGCUAGACGCUCAUUUGAGAGAAUUUGCCGACUUCAGAGAUGAGAGGGGCCCCAUCAUCAUCUCUUACAUAUACCUGUUCGUGGGCAUCACGUUGCCAAUUCUGUUCGACAAUAGCGUUGUGGGACUAGUUGUUCUUGGAGUUGGAGACUCGCUGGCAUCCAUAGUGGGCUCCAAAUGGGGUGAGAUCCAUUGGUCGAACUCGACAAAGACGCUGGAAGGCACCAUGACCUUUAUCCUAUCGACAUUCACGAUUUGCUCACUGUUCAAGUUCCUUGACUGGUUCUUCAUCGACAAGUCGUACUACGCACUGUUGCUGACGUGCACUCUAAGCGGACUACUGGAGGGCAACAGCGACAUGAACGAUAACAUCAUGAUCCCAGGAUUCAUGGUUGUCACGUUGGAAUCUUUGAACUGAGUACAGUCACCACUUCCGUCGUGUAAUAUCGAACAUAUCAUAACGUUUAAACAAGUGCAAGAAACCACAACUAGAGCUUAUAGAUGUAUGUAAGAAACAAUGUAUAUAUAUCAGGACGUUGACGUCGACACAAUGGCCUCUGCAGUGUGCGCAGCCUGUG
Molecule: messenger RNA, 1883 nt
Organism: Williopsis jadinii
Lineage: Eukaryota; Fungi; Ascomycota; Saccharomycetes; Phaffomycetales; Wickerhamomycetaceae
Exons: 1
Coding region: 98-1723 (541 amino acids)
Biological process (GO): dolichyl monophosphate biosynthetic process
Cellular component (GO): endoplasmic reticulum membrane
Molecular function (GO): dolichol kinase activity
Source: RefSeq, a predicted model, not a curated record